AUGAUAGCUUUUGGCUACCGUCAGAGCAAUUCAGACCACACGUUAUUUCUGAAGAAACAACAAGGUAAGAUCACUGCACUCAUUGUAUAUGUAGACGACAUGGUGGUUACAGGAAAUUAUCUUGAAGAAAUAAAGGCUCUCAAGAAGUACUUGUCCAGAGAAUUCAAAAUGAAAGAUCUAGGUCCUUUAAGAUAUUUUCUUGGGAUCGAAGUAUCUCGAUCUAAUAAAGGAAUCUUUCUAUCUCAAAGAAAAUAUGCCUUAAAUCUAUUACAAAAGACUGGCAUAACAGCAUGUCAACCAGCUGGGACACUAGUGGAAGAAGGACUGAAGUUAUGUGUUGAGUCCAACCAACUACCUACUAAUAAAGGAAGAUACCAAAGACUUGUAGGGAGAUUGAUGUACUUAGCACACAUGAGACCGGAUCUAGCUUAUGCAUUGAGCAUUGUUAGCCAGUUUAUGCAUGAUCCUGGAUAG
Messenger RNA from Cornus florida, 474 nucleotides. RefSeq lists its product as uncharacterized. Lineage: Eukaryota; Viridiplantae; Streptophyta; Magnoliopsida; Cornales; Cornaceae. The record is from RefSeq and is a predicted model, not a curated record. The transcript has a single exon. The coding region runs from base 1 to 474 and encodes 157 amino acids.